Molecule: messenger RNA, 489 nt
Organism: Rangifer tarandus platyrhynchus (Svalbard reindeer)
Lineage: Eukaryota; Metazoa; Chordata; Mammalia; Artiodactyla; Cervidae
Source: the annotation of a GenBank genome assembly
AUGAUAAAGCUCUGGACCCAAUCAUCUGCUGAAUGCUCAAGGGGCAACGGGCGGCUUGAGAAGAAUCAAAAUCUGAUCUGUCCUCCUCCGCCUGAAUCUUCGAUGGUCUACAGGAUCAGGACCCAUCCCCUUCCCACGGCUUACAGUACCCUGAGUCCUAGGCCCGCAUCAUCUCCCACUGUGCCUCGUCUGGAUCUCCACUUGCCCUUCCAUGGAGCAUCCAAUGCUGCUUCUUGCUUCCGUGCCUUUGCUGGCAUUGUGCGCUCCUCCAAGUCUGCCCUUCCUGGCUCAUCCACACCCCUGAAGGCUCAGCUUUUCACACCGUCCUCCACUCCAGCACUAGCUGGACUGGGACCUCACCGGACCAUGUCCUUGCCACUCCGUGUUGACUUCAUCAGCACCUGUACAUAUAAGAACUUUUUUCAAAUGCUAAUUUUGCUUUUAACAUACAGGAUCAUUUCCAACUUAUCAGGUCUGGUUGUUCCUUAG